Messenger RNA from Harpegnathos saltator (Jerdon's jumping ant), 1488 nucleotides. RefSeq names its product methylthioribose-1-phosphate isomerase. The record is from RefSeq and is a predicted model, not a curated record. The transcript is spliced from 5 exons. Gene Ontology annotation, molecular function: S-methyl-5-thioribose-1-phosphate isomerase activity. Lineage: Eukaryota; Metazoa; Arthropoda; Insecta; Hymenoptera; Formicidae. Bases 196 to 1281 code for a protein of 361 amino acids.
UUUCCCUCGGCCUCGAUCGAUGUCGUCCGCCAUUGUGACUCCGUUCUUUAAAAUACAAGGGCCGUCACGUCGCGUUCCAUCAUCCGCGUUUCCCGUUCGCCAAGGCGAUCGUUCUUUCUUUUCUCUCUCUCUCUCUCUCUCUCUCUCUCUCCCUUCUGGCACGCUCGUCGCUUUCGCGAUCUCGGCAUCUCGACGAUGACGCUGCAGGCGAUCACAUGGGACAACGGCAGGCUGGAGAUCUUGGACCAGACGCUGCUGCCGGAGACUACGCGCUCCGUCCUCAUCAACGGCGUGGAGGACGGCUGGCACGCGAUCAACAAGAUGCAGGUACGUGGUGCACCAGCCAUUGCAAUCGUGGGCUGCCUCAGCCUGGCGACCGAGAUACUGCCCGAAAAUAUCACCGAUAAGAAACGCUUCCGCCAUGAGGUCGAGGGUAAGCUCAACUACCUGGUGUCAGCGCGUCCGACCGCCGUUAACAUGAAGACGGCGGCCGACGAGCUCAUCACGCUGGUCAACAGCCUCAGCGAAAACGACAAGGUCACAGCGUGCGAGAUGAAAGACAGAUUCAUAAAUACCAUAGUUGCCAUGCUGGAGAAAGACGUGGCGGACAACCAGGCGAUCGGUAAUUAUGGCGCGGACGAGAUCCUGCGCAGCGUACCCCGGGACAGCUUCAUCAGGAUUCUCACGCACUGCAACACCGGCAGUCUCGCCACCGCGGGAUAUGGCACCGCUCUAGGUGUCAUCAGGUCUCUCCGUAGAAGGAAGAAACUCGAUCAUGUGUACUGCACCGAGACGAGACCGUACAAUCAGGGCGCCCGUCUGACCGCCUACGAGCUGGUGCACGAUAAGAUACCGGCGACCCUAAUCUGCGACGACAUGGUCGCCGCGCUGUUGAAGAGCAAGCAGAUCACAGCAGUGGUCGUGGGCGCGGACCGGGUCGCCGCGAACGGCGACACCGCCAACAAGAUUGGCACUUAUCAGAUCGCGAUCCUCGCGAAGCACCACGGUGUUCCUUUCUACGUGGCCGCGCCGCGCACCUCCAUAGACUUUGCGAUAGCCAGUGGCGAUCAGAUCGUUAUCGAGGAGCGACCCGAGCGCGAGAUGACGCACAUAAAAAAUCAGAGGAUCGCGGCGCCGGGCAUACAGUGCUGGAAUCCGGCGUUCGACGUGACACCGGCGCAUCUGAUCGCCGGCAUAAUCACCGAAGUCGGUGUUUAUCGGCCGGCAGAACUGAUACGACUGAGCACGGAAGAGAGCUUGGAACGGACAAGAAUUUCGUAAACCUUUUAGACCCUCGCGUACGUCGGUCCUUCCUUAUCUUCUCCUAUUUUCUUUCUUUCUUUUCCCUCAAACGCGACACACUCACAAACGGGAUUCACGCCAAACCGAAAAGUAUCGGUACGCAAGACUGGUCUCAUCUAAUCUCCUGAACGUUGUGCCAUUUUUUUUUUAUAGAAAGGCUUGUGCGAAGUAGGAAACUCAGGGAAC